Parnassius apollo (apollo) is the source of this 453-nucleotide messenger RNA. The record is from the annotation of a GenBank genome assembly. NCBI's taxonomy places the organism in Eukaryota, Metazoa, Arthropoda, Insecta, Lepidoptera, Papilionidae.
AUGGCCGGUGAAUUUAGUGCAAGUAUCAGUAGAAGUAGAAAACACACCGAAUCCACCGUGACCGAACCGCCUGAUUGUAAAUCGCCAAGCUUUAUCACAGAAGAGACUCAAUUUUUUGGUAAAGGAAACAGGAGAACUUCAACUCCAGUAGGAACUAAAAAUAGGAGAAGUAGAAGCGUGAGCAGCACUAGAAUUACACCGUCAGUUCUGAGUUUGUCUGACGAGAAUUUUUAUAAGGAUUUAGAAGUUUACGUUAAAGAAAUGUCGGCAACGAGAGAUACCAUGGACGCAGGAGCAGAACCAGACGUGUGGAGUCAGCUUCAACAGAAGGAAUCUGAUCUCUUGCUAGCUGCGGAACUAGGGAAGGCACUGUUGGAGAAGAAUGAGGAAUUAAAGAAGGAACAAGAGCGCAUUUCUGAGGAGUACUCCAAGAAACUUGAGGUGAGUAAUUAG